This is a messenger RNA of Rhipicephalus microplus (southern cattle tick), 3854 nucleotides long. RefSeq names its product carbonyl reductase family member 4. The record is from RefSeq and is a predicted model, not a curated record. Gene Ontology annotation, molecular function: oxidoreductase activity, acting on the CH-OH group of donors, NAD or NADP as acceptor; quinone binding. Gene Ontology annotation, biological process: fatty acid biosynthetic process. NCBI's taxonomy places the organism in Eukaryota, Metazoa, Arthropoda, Arachnida, Ixodida, Ixodidae.
ACACCCCGUCGGGUUUGUUGGCCGCUGAUGCAUGCGAUAGGCUCGCGCAUGUUCCCUCGCAGGCAUGGCGCGUACUACGGAAAACUACGAAAAUAAGUAACUGCCGUAGCCUGUGGUUGCUGUGCUCGGCAACCGAAACCGGCAGGUCAUUGCGGGUUGGUAAAAUUCGAGCGAAGUGCCCGCGCACUUAACGGGACGACAGAGCUAGCGGCUCAAUCGAGCGAUUGCUUUCCUUGGCAAGCGCAGUGAAUGCGAGACUUCGGCGCUUGCCGAUUUCCAGCGUCAUGGCAACUGUUGCAUGCGCGCAGGCUUUACUCUACGCCGAGUACGCGUGAGCAAAGCCAAGCCCAUGGCGCACGUUGCAUGCGUCUUCGGCGGCACCCGCGGAAUCGGCCUGGCCGUGGCACAGCGGUUCUUGAGAGCGGGCAGCCCUGUGGCCGUGUUCUCGCGGGACCAGAAGAACGUGCAGGAGGCCCUCAAAGAACUAGCAUCGGAAGCCGGGGUUGUGCACGGACGUAAAUGUGACGUCCGCAAUGAAGCGAGUGUGCGAGAAGCCCUGGCCUGGGCCGAAGAUCAGGUCGGUCCUGUGCACUACCUCGUGACCGCAGCUGGCGUUGGCCUUGACCGGCUGCUCGCCCAGACAAGCGAGGCCGAGAUGCGACACCUGUUUGACACCAACGUCAUUGGCACGCUGUUCUGCACCAAAGCUGCCCUGAAGGCUGGCAUGCUGCGCCGCCGACAGGUGAGUAUUGUCAAUGUGGGCAGUGUUGUUGGUGAACGAGGCAAUGUUGGCCAAACUGUCUACUCUGCCAGCAAGGCUGCCAUGGUGGGCCUGACCCGCUCUCUUGCCAAAGAGGUUGCCUCUCGCAACAUCAGGGUCAACAUGAUUCAGCCCGGUUUCAUAGACACUGGCAUGACUCGCGCGGAACACUUGCAAGCAGUGGUGGGCCGCAUCCCCUUGCAGCGGCCGGGCCGCCCCGAGGAAGUGGCGCGUGCGGUGCAUUUUUUGGCAAGCAGCAGCUAUGUAACAGGGCAGGUGCUGCCCGUCGACGGUGGCCUCAGAUUGGCUAUGUGAAAAGCCCGAGCGCAAGAACCGCUCAGGCACAUGGGGAGGUGCCCGUGCGCACGAGGGCCGCCCAGGACAGGCCGUUGGACAGCACCAGGGGAAGCAAGAGUUCGGCCCCUUCCCAGGGCCAGGGCUUGCCGAGGUUCGAGCAGCAGUGCGCCGCCUGGCAUGGCCCGGUUGCCCAAACGGCUGUGAAAAACACGCGAGGCAACAAUGCAUUUUGGAGUCACUCACCCGAAUUUCCAAGAACAGUGUAUGCAGUAGCGUGCAGAUGCAGUUGUCUUACAUGACUGUUGUCUCAAAUCUUGUCUCAAAUCGUUCAGGCACAUUGCCAGACUCCCUGCAGUAUUUACUAAAGCAAAAUGUGAUUGAAGAAAUGUGCUAUAUAUAAGCAACCUAAACCUGGUAGUAAUACGUAGUAUGAUGCAUUAGUUGCUUAUGGUCACAUAAUCAGGAACCACCGUAGCAUAGCCCAGUCGCCCACGCAGCUGCAAAAAGACACGAACCAACAGAUGAGGCAACAACACACUUUGGAGUCACACACCAAGCUUUUACAAGUAGAACAGCAUAUAGAUAUGUACAUGGGCUGACCUUGACAGUUAAGUAGGCCGGUUAGAAUGUUUGUGUAAGGUCAAUACAUACUAUCGCCGUUAGUAGCUUGAUGAAACAGCAUGACAGAAAAGGAAAGGCGAGCACAGGCGGAAUUUGGUGUGGCUAAUUGUGCCUGUGUUUGUCAUUUCCUUUCUGUUUUCCUGUGUCGUUGCACUGCUUACGGUGACAUUAGACAGGGGUUUGUAGUAUGGAGAAGUACUAUUUAACCAAUGUUGACGUCGAGUGUUUCAGCUAACUGGCACCUAGUGUUACAAAAACAUGCAUGCCUUGCGUGUGUGUCCUAUCGGUUCAGUACUGUUCUGGGCGAUACCCAGAGUGCCAGAAUAUUUUUUCCAAUCUUCCAGUUGGUUAUUUAUGAAGAUUGCAUAAUAACAUUUUAACUAAUAAACUCAGGGGGAGUUCUUUAGUGCAAUAAUUGUACUACUCGUUCUAAAACAGUAUUUCACUCAUGCUUAGGUAAUUGCCAAUCUUAUUAACUGUUUGAACAACAAAUACUGCCUAAUUAAGCUUUUAAAUAGUAGUUCUAAUAAAAAAUAUUCAACAGAAAAGUUGUAAAGUUUCUUUAGAAGUAUUGGAUGAUCUGCACUAAAAUAACCAGCAGAUAGUUUUUUUUUUUUUUCAGCUUUAUUUUAGAGUGCCCUUGAUUGAAAAGUAUACUGGGUGCAAGUUAGCUGUAACACCUCGUGUAGUUGGUAGCAUUUACAUGAUCAAAAAUAUGUUGAAAAUGUACUAUGAACAAGCUGACUAUGGUAGCUAUAGUUAUGUUAUGACAUAUUGGUAGUUUAUGGUCACAUACUCAUAAAAUGGACUCAACUUUCCUGAAAGGAUAGCAUGUGCAGCAGUGUGCACAUGGAAGUGUCACGUGACUUGUGCCUCAUAUCAUUCAGGUACAUUGUUAGACCUACAGGGUUGAGUAAACAGGGAGUUUGCAUUACUAUUUACACAAAGAAAGAUGUUAUAGUGAAUUGUCUUAUGUAUUAGUAGUAUAAAUAUGGUAGCUGUAGCAUGACAUAGCUGUUUACAAUUACAUACGCACAAAACACGUGGUUGAAACAGUACUUGUCAUGCCGUUUGUUUCAGGUCAUGUAGAACACAAGAUAAGGAAGAUACAAAGGUUCACAUGUUUACUGCACGGAAAGAAAAAAAAAAUGGAAAUGUGUUUCGUGAAGGCAGUGCAAUACAAUGCUUCAAGAAGAGACCUCUCUCCUUUCUGUAAAUAAACUUACCUCCUCCUCCUACUCGUAGAACGAAUAAAUGAGGUUUCAGAGUGAUUUAAUAUAUUGCAAAGUGGGGAAUUUCAUUGAGAUGUAUGUAUUUGGGAGCAGUGAAUACCUAAAGAGUUUAUUUGGGUUUCUGAUUUUCUCUUGCUUUGUGGUUGUGGUUGUACCGAUACAUGCCGACACUGAUAAAUUUAUGCAGAAACCUCCGGCUGUCUGAAGACCACCGUGUGCUAUACAAGAUAUCAAGGAGAGGGGACGGUAGUCCUCAUAGGGUGUACCGACACAAAAAUAUUUAGUUCUUCAUUUUUCACAUAAAGUAAAAGGCCAUGCCUUCAAAAGAUUAGAAAAUGCACUGGUAAGCAUGAAUGCGCCAUAAAAAUAUAGUUGUAUCUUUGAAAGCUAGUUUUGGUUUCUACUGUAGUCCGACGUCGCGAUACAGUACGAGCUCUUUAUCGCGGGGUUGCACAAUGUGUGACGUUACCAUGGCCGCUCUGCUCCACGACUCUGUUAUUGUGCAAAAGCAGUUAUUGUGAACGUUUUUACGGAUACGCAAGCGGACGUUUUAAACGUUUCGCCCCUGAUGUUAUCACGACUAGCCAUACUGAUGAAGGCAUCAGGAUAGCCUGACGUCACGAUAGUGGCGAUGUACAUGAAGUGCAUCGUGCAAAAAAAAAGGCUUUAAUGUCAAAAUGAAACAUCUUAGUGUUUUUUUGAGCUUCUUAUUUGCACAGAGCCACCGCUGUGUAUAAGGUAUCGGUAUUGCAGGGUAAACUUGGCCUCAGAAAAUUCGUGUUAGUACCCCUUGAAACAUGUAAUAAAGGUCACAUUGUUCAUCAAAUCAUGAGAUGCGGCAUUCUUGUACUCUGUUCUCUGGUACCGGAGCUCCAUUUUUCAAACUUCAGUUUGAUCUCAUUCCUGGCUGUUGAAAUAAAAUGUUGUGGUUGAAUGUGGUUAAA